AUACUACGUAGCUGUUGGCACGCAUUAUUGAUAGAAGAGUAGCAAUAGCCUAAUAUUGUCAGGAUGCCAACUCUUUUACUUCUGCAGGAUGCUGUUUCAUAAAAUAUGCAACUUCCGAGGAUGCUGAGAUGGCUAUUAGAGCUUUGCACAAUCAAUACACUUUACCUGGGGGAACGGGCCCUAUACAAGUUAGAUAUGCUGAUGGAGAUAGGGAGCGCCUUGGUGCAGUUGAGCACAAGCUGUUCGUUGGGUCUAUGAACAGACACGCUGCAGAGAAAGAAAUCGAGGAGAUUUUUGCUCCUUAUGGCCGGGUUGAAGAUGUUUACAUUAUGCGGGAUGAUCUAAAGCAAAGUCGUGGAUGUGGAUUUGUUAAAUUUUCUCAUAGAGAUAUGGCAGUAGCCGCUAUGAAUGCGCUUAAUGGAACCUAUUUAAUGAAAGAUUGUGAUCAGCCAUUAACAGUUCGAUUUGCUGAUCCUAAGAGGCCUAGAGUGGGAGAUUCGAGGGGAACUCCUUCAUUUGGUGGUCCUGGUUUUGGUCCCCGCUCACAAGCACCAUCAGGGUUUAGACCGGCAUCAAAUCUUGGCGACCCUAUGGGUGGACGAGGACCACCUAGUUCGUGGAAUCCAAUUAGUCCUCAGAAUGCAGGACCAACUUCUGAUGCUAAUGCACACGGUUUCAAUGGUCAGUUGGGUGCUAGAAGUGGUGGUACGACGGUUCCAUCUGCCACUAGUGGGCCAAUGGGAGGCUUCGGCGGUCCUUCAAAUGGUUCUCAUCCACCACUUGCACCUUUACCUUCUCCAAUCCCUCAACAGGGUUAUAACCAGUCUAUGCCGCAAAUACCAUCUGGUGGACAGCAAAUUUCACCUUUAUCGAAGCCACUUCAAUCUACUCCCGACUUGCUGCCUCCAGUACAACUACAAUCGCAGAACACGCCAGUAUCAUCUUACUCACAGACAUCAACACAACAAGGCCAGUUACAGAUUCCCAACUCUGCCAUUCGACCCUCCCUUAAUCAGGCAUUUCCAUCGCAACAUUCAUCUGGCUCAGUAGGUCAAGUGCCAGUUUCCCAGCCUCAGGUCCAGCAGAGUGCCUCUGUUGCUCCACAGUUCUCGCAACAAGGUGUCUCUGGGCCUACUGGCAUUCAGCAGAAGCAACAAUUGCAUCAGCCACCACACCAAUCGCCCUCCCAGCUAGCUCAAGUCCUGUCUCAGCAAACACAAGCUUUGCAAGCUAGGUUUCAGUCAUCACAACAAGCAUUCACUCAGCUACAGCAAAAGAUGCAUAUGAUGCAGCAGUCUGGUCAAAAUCUAGCUCAGCAGCCAAAUGCCCAAGCAACUAAAUUACAGUCUCCAUGGUCAGGAAACAUUCCUCAAGGGCAGACAGUUCCCAACAGUCUUGCUACUGCAGCUGCUGUGCCGGGGUCUUCAACAACAGCUGGUACAACUCCUGCUUUAGCACCUAUUGUUGGGCAGGUUGCACUUCCUCCUUGUAAUUGGACAGAGCACACGUCCCCUGAAGGAUACAAGUACUAUUAUAACAGUGUAACAAGUGAAAGCAGGUGGGAGAAGCCUGAGGAGUUAACCUUGUUUGAGCAACGACAGCAACAAAAGUUAUCUCAUCCUCAAAAACCUCCGGUUCAACAAUUUCAAUCUCCUGCACAUUCACAGUCACAACCGCAAGUCCUAUCUACUCAGCAAGGCCCUCAGUCGCAACAAAAUCAGAUUCAACCACAGGUCCUAUCUAGCCAACAAGGCCCUCAGUCACAACAAAAUCAGAUUCAACCGCAGAUGCGCCACCCCCAACAGCUGCAGCAACCUUCUUUAAAUUCACCGUACCAGGGAUCUGGCUUCGCUGGUCAACAAAAUGCUCAGGAACUUGGUUAUGCUCAAUCCCAGGCUUCAGCCAAUUCAGGUGUUGACCCUGGUCGUUUCCACCAGGGGAUUCAGGCACAGGAGUGGGCGUGGAAGAACAAACCUACAGGAGCAUAAUUUAGAGAAGGGAUCCUGAAGCAAGAUGCAGCUAAAGCUUGUGUACUUGAAGGAGAGAAAGUUCCGUUCUACAUGAACAAUGGGUGGUGCACAGCGGUUUAUGCGGCGAAAUGUAUGAUAGAGGAGAAUCCAUGCUAGCAAGAGCAAUAACCUGAGGACUGGAAGCUGUCCGUUCUGUGCUGUGCUCAUCUUGUGUUAUAUGUACUUUGAGCUUCACCGUUGACCUUGUUGAGGUUUUACAAUUUCAGUAACACUUAUGGAAAAUUUUCACAAGGGAAAGCCCAAAAAGUUGAACAAAAUCUGUAACCUCUGUUGUCAGAUAAUUGUAAUGAUGGUCAUGGGUAAUAUUGCGCUGAUUAUAAUUUUGAAUGCAAACUUGAGCAACUCAAGAUGCAUUAUUCAUGUUC
Messenger RNA from Papaver somniferum (opium poppy), 2395 nucleotides. RefSeq names its product flowering time control protein FCA-like. Bases 129 to 1988 code for a protein of 619 amino acids. Gene Ontology annotation, molecular function: protein binding; mRNA binding. The transcript has 15 exons. Gene Ontology annotation, cellular component: cytoplasm; ribonucleoprotein complex; nucleus. NCBI's taxonomy places the organism in Eukaryota, Viridiplantae, Streptophyta, Magnoliopsida, Ranunculales, Papaveraceae. The record is from RefSeq and is a predicted model, not a curated record.